GCCAUUAUCAUUAUCUCACAAAACAAAUAUGAUGUUGACAUAACUAAUGGUUUCACAAUAGCCAACCUAUAAUUAACACUCCUGCUGGAUUUUAACUUUGCUGCAAGACAUAAAAGGAAAAAUCCUUUAAAUCUAAACAAUCUUACAAAAAAAUAUAUUUUUUAUAAUUUUACAGCAGUUACAAGAGAUACUUGACAGUUGAUACAGUGUAAUACGUACAUAAUGCCAACCAAAAUAACAUAUGCCAGCACAGGAGAUCCACUGGAUGUCCUAUAUUUGGAAAAUUAUGAUAUGCCAGAACCAGACAAAAACGAAGCAUUGAUCCAAAUGAUAGCAGCUGCUGUCAAUCCCGUAGACAUAAAUAUUGUACAAGGAAAAUACCCAUUAAAAGUUGAAAGCCCUGGGUAUGAAGGUAUGGGAAAAGUUUUAAAAGUUGGUCCUGAAGUGAAGAAUCUUAAAGUUGGAGAUCACGUUAUACCAGUUGUUUAUGCAGGAACAUGGAGGACCCAUCUCACGUUGCCUGAAGAAAGUUUAUUUCGCAUUCCCGAAAGUUUGAAUGUUCCCGAAGGGGCUACAUUGCAUAUAAACCCAAUAACAAUGUAUACAAUGCUUAAAGAAUUCGUAAAAUUAGGCCCUGAAGAUACCGUUAUUCAAAAUGGAGCGAAUUCUGCUUGUGGAGUUGUUGCCAUUCAGAUGUGCAAGGCAUGGGGAAUAAAAAAUGUGAAUGUGGUGAGGGAUAGACCACUGAUUGAUGACCUAAAAUCAUUUUUAAAAAGUUUAGGUGCUACCUAUGUUUUUACCGAAGAAGAAAUCAGAAAGACCGACAUAUAUAAAAGUGGAGAGUUAAACAAUCCUAUAUUAGGACUCAACUGCAUCGGUGGAAGUUCAGCCACUAGCAUUAUGAGGCAUUUAAGUGAUGAAGGAGUGUUAGUAACUUACGGUGGUAUGUCGUUAGAACCCGUUAUAGCCUCAACGACGGCUCUGGUAUUCAAAAAUAUCCGACUAGACGGUUUCAACACCACCCGAUGGUAUAAUAAAGAAGAGAAUUUCGCCAAACUUCCUAAAAUAAUGAAUGAGAUCGUCGAUAUGGUGUUAGAGGGAAAGUUAAAAGCACCACCGCACGUGUUAGUUGAUUUUUUGAGUUAUAAGGAAGCUUUAAGAAAUACUCUAACCCCAGGUGGUAUGAUUGGAAAAAAAUUCAUUUUGGAUUUCAGGAAUUUGAGUAGUAAAAUGUGAGGAUGUAUUAUUUUUGUUAAAUAAAAACUAUAUAUUAUAGCAGAA
Messenger RNA from Diabrotica balteata, 1281 nucleotides. NCBI's taxonomy places the organism in Eukaryota, Metazoa, Arthropoda, Insecta, Coleoptera, Chrysomelidae. The record is from the annotation of a GenBank genome assembly.